Kuraishia capsulata CBS 1993 is the source of this 2271-nucleotide messenger RNA. RefSeq lists its product as uncharacterized. Gene Ontology annotation, biological process: barbed-end actin filament capping. NCBI's taxonomy places the organism in Eukaryota, Fungi, Ascomycota, Pichiomycetes, Pichiales, Pichiaceae. The transcript has a single exon. The record is from RefSeq and is a predicted model, not a curated record. Gene Ontology annotation, cellular component: actin cortical patch. The coding region runs from base 1 to 2271 and encodes 756 amino acids.
AUGUCUUUCUGGGAUAACAAUAAGGACACUUUCAAGAAGGUCGGAAUAGCGACAGCAAAGGGUGUUGGAAAAGGAACAGUCGCGGUAAGCAAGUACGGAUACGCCGCCUCCAAGACAGCUUACAAGAACCACAACGCCAAAAAAAACGGUGUUGAAAACAAAGAAGGUGAGGAUACUAAGUCAGCAUCUCCUGUUGAUACCAGUUCGUCAUUUAGAGACCCGAAGUCGUUCCCGCAACCUCCGAGAAGAACACUUUCGGGGGCUCCCAUAGUUGAUCAGGGUUCUCCCCACGGAAGCAUGUCGUAUCAACCACCAAACUACGGCUACGGGGCCAAUGGGGCCAAUAGUGCUCCUCCUGGUCAGCAGUCUGUUCCGCAGCCUCAACAACCUGGUUAUGGCCAGCAAUAUGCUCCUGCUCCUGCUCCGGCAUAUCAGCAGGGUUAUCAGAAUCAGCCAAACCAGCAGUAUCAACAGUAUCAGCAGCCUUCACAGCAGAAUUACGGGUACCAGCAACAGCCGCAGAUUCCGCCACCAGCUCAGCAACCGGCUCAGCAACAGCAAGGAUAUGGUCAGCCGCAGGCCGCUUAUGGGUACCAACAACCAGCUCCAGUCCAACCUCAGGUUCAACCAGCGUAUGGCCAACCCCAGGUUCAGCAGGGGUACGGUCAACCUCCUCAACAACCUUAUCAGCAGAUACAGCAACCUCAACAGCCCCAGCAGAACUACUCUCAGCCUCAAGCCCAGCCUCAACAGGGAAUUUCUAUGGACCAGCUGAGGCAGGCUGGUAGCUUCCUGGGCUCUCUCAGCAAUUCCCAAGGCCAACAACCGGUUGCAGCUCCUGGCCAACCCCAGUCUAAUACUCCAGUCGUUACAUACCAGCAGAUUGGUCAAGCUGCUGCUUUUAUGAAGCCACACUUGAGUAAUGCUAUUAAUUCGAUGAAUCAGCAGCAGGCGGAUCAGCAACAACCUCCGCAGGUUCCUCAACAGAUGCCUCAGCAAAAUACACAGGCUCAGAGCUAUGGUUAUCAGCAACAGUCUCAACAGCCUCAACCGCAGCAACCUCAACAAUUCCAGGGAUACCCUACUGAUCAGCAGCAGGUCCAGCAACCUGCCCCAUUGGCUCAGGGCUAUUCUUUAAAUUCCCCAAUUCAACAACAGGGAUACUCAAGCGAAUACCAGCCUGGGCCAGAGCCUGAGUCGGGUUACGCAAGACCAGCAUUGAGAUCGCCAGUCCCAUCAACUGCGGGCUUUGCUCCUCCCCCGGUUCAUCGUGAACGAGGCCAUAUCUCGGAACCCAGUCACGAGGCUGUUACAUCUCACACGGGCAACUCUGCUAACUCUUCAGUCUCGACCCCAUCUAUAGUCUCACCAAGUGUGGCAUCUCCAUCACCGGCACAGAGAUCUGAUUGGCCCCCGCCAAUCUCCCUUCCUUCUAGGACUGUGCCUACUCCCCCAGCCGCAGUUGCAGCCCCAACUGCUCCAGUAUCGACUGCUCCACCACCGAGCGCUCCCCAAGUUUUGACCAGUCCACCCAGUUUUUCCGCUGAUCCACCAAGAUAUUCGGAGGCUUCUCGUGCGAGUACCGAGGAAGAGCCAGAAGACUCAGGCCCAAAGGUCCCCACCAAAACCAACCUCAUGGACUUUGACAUCAACAAAUACGGGCCUCCUCCACCAAGACCUCAUAUUGGAGAUGCUGAUCGGGCAAAACUGGCCACUUUCGAAUUUAAAAACAGAAAACCGGGGUCGGCAGGUCCAAAGCCUGGCACUGUGGCAGCUGCUACUCUGAACAGAAGGCCAACAGCCAACGGACAUGCUCCAUCUCCACCACCUCGCGAAGGAAGUGUGGCCUCUGUAAAGUCCUCCGAAAGCAACGCUUCUCAUGGUUAUAUGGCUGCUGCUGCUGCAAUGCAGCCUCCACCAAAACCUUUCCGUGGACUAGAAGGUCUUGCAGAUGAAGCUGAGCACAAGAAAGCUCCUCCGAAGCCAAAAAAGCCCACUGCAUUGACAGAUGAACCUCCAUCAACACCCCCUUCGUACAGCCGUUCUCCAGUUCCGUUGCCUCCAAGAUCGCCGAUGCCAGUCCUUGCGGAGUCUGCUCCUGUCAAAGUGAAACCACCGAAACCUGCCAGUCUUAGAGAUAACUCAGGGAAGAAACCACCUCCUAAGCCUUCAAAACCAAAGAAUCUGACUGAUGGGUCUGGUGGGUCCGGUGGCCGCGAUGACCAUAUGAAGGAGCUUCAGCAGAGACUUGGUGGGACUCAUCUGGGGUGA